UGUCAGCGGGGAAGCUUCAAGAUGGUGAAAUUUGGACUGCAGUUUAAAGCCACCCUGGAGAACGUCACCAAUGUUAGACCAUUGGGGGACGACUUCCGCUGGUUCCUGAAGCUCAAGUGUGGAAACUGUGGAGAAAUUCCAGAUAGAUGGCAGUAUGUAACUCUGGUGGAGAGUGUGCCACUCAAGGGAGGACGAGGGAGCGCCAGCAUGGUGCAGAAGUGUAAACUCUGUUCCAGGGAGAAUUCCAUCGAUAUUCUGGGAGACACAAUCACACCUUACAAUGCCGAGAACAGCGAAACCUUCAAGACGAUGGUGCAGUUCGAGUGUCGAGGUCUGGAGCCCGUUGAUUUCCAGCCACAAGCUGGCUUUGCUGCAGAAGGAGCCGAGUCUGGAACGCCGUUUCCUGAAAUCAACCUGCUAGAAAAAGACUGGACCGACUACGAUGAGAAAAUUAGUGAGUCUGUGGGGAUAUAUGAGGUCACACACCAGUUCAUCAAGUGCUGAUAUCACCAUGCAUUGAGCCUUAGAGGAACACUG
Molecule: messenger RNA, 537 nt
Organism: Pelmatolapia mariae (spotted tilapia)
Lineage: Eukaryota; Metazoa; Chordata; Actinopteri; Cichliformes; Cichlidae
Gene: czib
Product: CXXC motif containing zinc binding protein
Exons: 8
Coding region: 22-504 (160 amino acids)
Molecular function (GO): zinc ion binding
Source: RefSeq, a predicted model, not a curated record